AUGCUGAUGGAGGAAGAGAUGCAGCCGGCGGCCGAGGAGGGCCCCAGCGGGGCCAAGAUCUACAAGCAGCAGCGCAGCCCCUACAGCGUCCUCAAGACCUUCCCCAGCAGCCGGCGGCCGGCGCUGAGCAAGCGCUACGAGAGACCCACCAUGGUGGAGAUCCCGCAGGUCAGGGCGGGCAACGGGCACCACCAGCAGCACCCCCACCACCCCCAGCACUCCCACCAACACCACUUCCAGCAGCAGCCGCUGCCCGCGGUCGCCUCGUCCUCCUCCCUGACGGAGCACCAGCUGCCUUACCAGGCGCACAGCUCCUACCCGGGCGGCAGAGCCUCACAAGGCCAGCCUCCCCGGACGCCGGCUCCGCAACUGGGACACCAAGCGGCUCCCGCCGCCGCUGCCGCCGCGUCGUCGUCGUCGUCUUCCACCACCUCCUCCUCCUCCUCUUCGGCCAGGUACGGCCACAGCCACCAGGGGGCACCAACGAGCAGCAACGGCGAGGGAAACGGCAGCCUGGAGCUGAGCGCAGAGAGCCGUAUGAUUCUGGAUGCCUUCGCCCAGCAGUGCAGCCGGGUGCUUAGUCUUUUAAACUGUGGUGGAAAACUUCUGGACAACAGUCGCUCGCAGUCAUUGACUUCCUGUGUAAAGCAAGAGAGCAUGAGUUUUAGUGAGAGACCAGAGCAGUGCCAGCUUGGGAAAAUGAUCCACAGUCAGACAUCGGACAAUUUAGACCUUGAGUUGCAGUACAUGCACAAGAAGCAGCAGACCUCUGCUUUUCUUAGGGUAUUUACUGAUUCUCUCCAAAACUAUUUGCUUUCUGGAAGCUUUCCUUCUCAGAAUGCUUCUUCAAUGAGUGAUUUUGGCCAUUUAGCAGAUGUGGAUCCACUCUCAACCUCUCCAGUGCACACUUUAGGUGGAUGGACAUCCCCAGCAACUUCUGAGUCCCACGGUCACCCAUCAUCAUCUACACUUCCAGAGGAGGAGGAGGAGGAGGAGGAAGGUUAUUGUCCUCGUUGCCAAGAGCUGGAGCAGGAGGUAAUUUCGUUGCAACAAGAAAAUGAAGAACUCCGACGGAAGUUGGAGAGCAUCCCAGUGCCCUGCCAGACGGUUUUAGAUUAUUUGAAGACUGUGCUUCAGCAUCAUAACCAGCUCAUGAUUCCUCAGCCUGUGGAGCAGCCAGCAGAGGGGAGCAAGCAGUUGCUGAACAACUACCCCGUCUACAUCACUAGCAAACAGUGGGAUGAGGCUGUAAACUCCUCAAAGAAAGAUGGGCGUCGGCUCCUCCGCUACCUCAUCAGAUUUGUCUUCACAACCGAUGAGCUUAAGUACUCGUGCGGCCUUGGAAAAAGGAAAAGGUCAGUGCAGUCAGGAGACACUGGUCCUGAAAGACGUCCUCUGGAUCCAGUAAAAGUAACAUGUCUCAGAGGUACUGCAUCUUUUCACUCAGUGUCCACUAUAUGCAAUUUCAUUUCACCACAUUGGCUAUGGCUUAAUACAAGAAUAUUUAGCUUCCUGCAAUCUAAAGGAAAGGGGAUUGCCUGUAGAUAUAAGGAGUCUUGGACUAACAUGUCAAUUGUUGAGAGGGUGGGGUAGAUUAAUAACUUAUAUUUUCAUCAUUUUAUCCAUGGGUUCCAAAAUAUGUGUCCUGAAAACCUCUGAGUUUCCUCACUGAGAAAAUUAGCAAUGAGGGGAAGCUUCUGUGAAAAAUGGUUUGUGCACUACCACCAGUCUUGCCCUGUCACCCACAGCUAUGGGAAGUGUUUUCAAAGAUACCAAGUCAGGUGUUGCUAAACAGCAGUAGAACGUUUCAAGCUGGCCAGUGACUCCCCUGUGAACAAACUGUGCCCUGGAAAGUGCCUCAGGAUCUACUAUAGCCUGCUAAGUUUGAGAAAGUUGCUUUUUUGGACUACAAUUUCCAGAUUCCCCCAACCACAGUCACCCCUUCUAUUUCUGGGAGAUGUAAUCCAAAAGAGUAACAUUUCCAAGUUCUACUGAGGCAUUAUCGAAUGAACAAGUGAGUGGAUGAAUUGACCAUGAAGAUGGGGAUUUUGAAAAACACUGAAAUAAUUGAAUUGUAAACCAGCAUUUUUGUUGGCAAACCUUCAACAUAGGUGCUUUUUAAAAAAAAAAUAGGCUGCAUUUUCUUCAAUAAUUUACAGUGUAAUAAAGAAAGGAAUCACAAAUUA
Messenger RNA from Pogona vitticeps (central bearded dragon), 2186 nucleotides. NCBI's taxonomy places the organism in Eukaryota, Metazoa, Chordata, Lepidosauria, Squamata, Agamidae. The record is from RefSeq and is a predicted model, not a curated record.